AUGAGAACCGGCUUAAAACAACUGUCUAAAAUGUAUUUGAUUCUUGUGCUUUUCCUUGUAACAGUUUUAAAUAAUGGAGAUUCAGCGAAGAGCGACAGCGCAUUCAAGUCGAAGGAAAAUUACUGUCCUUAUUUUAAAAAUCGGGCACCCAAGCCUCAGCUAGAUCUCAAGAACUGUACAUGGUACAAAGAGAAAGCUUGUUGUCUUCAGAGCGAAAUAGACCUUAUAUUUCCGCUGGUUCUUCCUCCGCUCGGAGCGAGCGACAAAUGUUUGCGCUACACGAAUUUCUUAAUGUGCUACGUGUGUGCACCGGACCAAAAUUUAUUCUACAAGGACGAAAGAUUGACUGUAUGUGAGUCUUUUUGCGAUAAAUGGUUCGCCGCCUGUGGUACCGCGAAACUUAAAGGAAUGAAAGUCAAGGAUUUGUUUGAGUCUGGAAAAGAUUUUUGCUUGGCAAGGAAAUUUCUGGUUGAAAGUGCAAGUGAGGCAGAUUGUUUCAACUUUGAACAAAAAAUCCUGAGUUCAGCAAUAUCCAGUUUGGUCGCUUUUCCUUCGUUGGGGUUUUCUGGCAUUUCAACGAUAUUGAUACUGUAUGCUAUUUUCUGA
This is a messenger RNA of Porites lobata, 606 nucleotides long. The record is from the annotation of a GenBank genome assembly. NCBI's taxonomy places the organism in Eukaryota, Metazoa, Cnidaria, Anthozoa, Scleractinia, Poritidae.